Messenger RNA from Onthophagus taurus, 734 nucleotides. RefSeq lists its product as uncharacterized. The record is from RefSeq and is a predicted model, not a curated record. Lineage: Eukaryota; Metazoa; Arthropoda; Insecta; Coleoptera; Scarabaeidae.
UAAAUAGUAAAUACAAUUUUAAAUUCGACAAGUACAGAUCGUUUCGGCAUACAAAAUCAAAAUUUUCAAGUAUUUCUGAACCAAAGUAUCUACAAAGAGAAUAAAAAUAAUUUAAAGAAGCCCUCCCAAAAAAAAGAAUAGUAAAAAUGCCUAUUUGUUGUCCACCACCUUCAAAAGGCGGGCGCGAUCCUUGUGUUCCCCCAUGUUAUAACCCAUGUUGUCCUCCGCCAGCUAAAAAACGUGUUUGCCCAGAAUGUCCUAUAUUUACCCCUGGACCGGUAAAGUAUAUGUGCACAUUACCACCACCGGCUUACUCGGCGAAAUUAGUAACACCCCCAACAUAUUGCCCCCCAAUGUGUUGCCCUGUCCCCGUUUGUCCACCCGUGGAGACACCGGUCGCUGUGGCAAAUUUGAUUUGCCCCUUAGUCCCACAACCGAUGGAAAAGGUUAUCAUACAAGUAGCUCAACCGGUAAUGCCUUUGAACCCUUGUCCGUGGACACCCCGUCCAGAACCGCCACCUAAAGAUGGUCCGCCACCUUGCAGACAUAAGCCAUGUGAAUGUACUCCGUGUAUGUAGUCAAAUUAGUUUUUGAACUAAUUUUUGUGAAUAGUAAUGGCGGAGGUAUAUCGUACGAAGUUAUUAAUAGUGUAAAAAAUAUUCUAAAAAUUAUGUAGCUAAUGUAAUUCUAUGUAAUGACGAUGUAAUAAUAAAAAAGUCUCCCUUGAAUUCAAA